GGGAGGAGGAGGGGGGAGCGGGGGUCAAAGAUACGCAGAGAAACGGGCUGCUGGUGGCGAAGAUGGCGGAUGGGGACAGUGGCAGUGAGCGCGGUGGCAGCAGCGGCGGCGGUGGCGGAGGGGGAGGAGGAGGCGGCGGCGGCGGCGGCGGGUUUCAGCAUUACCAGCGGGACUCGGAGACCCAGGAGCUGGCCUCGAAGCGGCUGGACAUUCAGAACAAACGCUUCUAUCUUGACGUGAAGCAGAACGCCAAAGGCCGGUUCAUCAAAAUUGCCGAGGUCGGCGCCGGGGGCUCGAAAAGUCGACUGACCCUCUCUAUGUCAGUCGCGGCGGAGUUCCGCGACUACCUGGGGGAUUUCAUAGAGCACUACGCCCAGCUUGGGCCUAGCACCCCGGAGCAGAUCGCUCAAUCUUCCGGUGGGGAUGAUACCGGGCCUAGACGGGCCUUGAAGAGCGAGUUCCUGGUGCGCGAGAACCGAAAAUACUACCUCGAUCUAAAGGAGAACCAGCGGGGUCGGUUUCUCCGGAUCCGGCAGACCGUCAACCGAGGCCCCGGUUUCGGAGUCGGAGUGGGUGGCAUCCCCGGGGCUGGCCUACAGGCCGGACAAACCAUCGCACUCCCGGCCCAGGGCUUAAUAGAGUUCCGUGACGCCUUGGCUAAGUUGAUAGACGACUACGGGGGAGACGAGGAGGAGCUGGCCGGCGGCGGAGGGGCCGGGGGCUACAGCGAGCUUCCGGAGGGCACCUCUAUCAUGGUGGACUCCAAGCGGUUCUUCUUUGACGUGGGAUCCAACAAGUACGGAGUUUUCUUGCGGGUGAGCGAAGUGAAGCCCAGUUACAGAAACUCUAUAACAAUCCCCUUCAAGGCGUGGAGCAAGUUCGGGGGAGCGUUCAGCCGCUAUGCCGAGGAAAUGAAAGAGAUCCAGGAGAGGCACCGGGAUAAGAUGUACGAGAGGAGAGCCGGAGAGGAGUCUGAGGGCGACGACGUGGACGACGAUUGAUGGAGAGGUGGCUACUUGUGAUGGAUUUGACAACGUGAUGCAAAGCCUGGCGAGAAACAGAGAAACAGAGAGAGAGGAGCGACUAUUCUGUGCAUGACGAAUCGAACUUUAAAAUGCUAAAACAACGGAUUAAAAAAAAAAAAAGUAUAUUUGACUGAGAAAUUACUGUCUAUAUAAAGUUUAGGUGGAUGUUAUAGCUAAAUGAGUGCGGACUGCAGUAGUCAGCUCCUGUAUGAGAUCCCCCAUUGAUAAAAAAAAAUAUAUAUAUAUAUAUGCACUUCUAUAUAUAUAUAUAUACAUAUAUAUAUGCACUUCUAUAUAUAUAUAUACAUAUAUAUAUGUAUAUUGAUUGUCUGUUUGAUGACUUCACACAUGUAGCCCAGCAAAUUAAGUUUGUGCUCAAGACACAACAGAACCGGUCCCACCUCCUGGUUGAUAUCCAAUGGCAAGAGCUCACCUGGUGCUGACCUGUAGUCUGUGAUGAUGAUAAUGAUAAUAAUAAUAAUAAUAAGGAAGUGUGAAAUGUGUGACAUACUCAUACCAGCAGGUGCAUAUAGUGGGAGUGAGACAGAGCGCCUGCAUCACUCACCAUGGCUGUGUGUGUGUGUUUUUGUCUAAAACGACCUGAAACGGACGGCUUGCCCAGACAGACCCACAACACCCAGUGCCACAGUCUCAGCUAUAGGGUGCGUCCUUGGCAUCGCAGGACAUCCGCUCGGCCCAGCAAGGUGCCGUAAAGUGAUCUGUUACAAGCACACGACUCAUUUGGAUUCUGUGGACAAUCCAAAUGAGUCAAAAUGACCCCUCCUUCUCCUUCUUCUCCUCCUCCUCCUUCUCCUUAUCCCUUCCUUCCCGCUCUCUCCCUCCUUUGCCAUCCCUCAGGUGCUAACCUCCUGCUCCGAUAGCUGAAAUGUGGUGAGGCCUGCUCACACGUGGCUUCUUUUAUUGUCUCAGGUCCAGCGAGUCCAAUCCAUAUUUUUUUGGAGUAUAUCAGCAUUACAUGUGCCUGUGCAUCGUUCUCAAGAGGUUCUGGGUGCACAUCUGGUCAGCCAGUUGCUGCAGCUGAGACGUCUGUGGCAACUGAUGAUGUCUUAUAUGAUGCAGGCCCAUGUUUGACCCCUGUGACCUUUCUAUCAAAGGGACUCGUUGAGCUCAGGCCUCCAGCACUGGUCACAAUUCUUCAAGUUAAAGCUUAAUAUUGCCAGGCUUGAGUUACGGUCUCAAGGGUAUUGACCUUGUUGGCUUAUUUAGGGUGCGUCAUUUGGAUCCUUUAAUCUUGAACUCAGACCAUUAAUGACUGAAGCAAUGUUCAGUCUGAUUGUAAGAAAGAUUAGGUGCUUUUGGAAAACAAAACCCACAGUGGGGUGCUGUUCCUAAAAGGAAAGGAAAAAAAAAAGAAAAAGUAUAUACUGGAAGAGAUUUACUUACUAAAAAGAUCAAGUAUAGAUAGAAUUAUUUUUCAAAAGAGAUAUAUUGAAAUAUGUCUUAGAAAUAUGAGACAUUUAUUAGAUAAUGCUACCUAAAGUGGCUUAUUUAAAAACACUAAACUUGGAUGCAAUUGUCCAGGGUGAUAUUUCAUACCUGCUUUUUUCCUAACAUUUCUUUUAUUCCUUAGAGGAAAUUAAGAAGAGUACAACAAAUUGAUAACACAGUAUGUUAUAGCAAUUUUUAGAAACAACUUCAUUGAAGUAGUUUGUCAGCAAACACUCAGCACUCCAGUUCACUUUACAUAGCAGAGUUGUCCCCUCGUUUCAGUCCGACUGUUUAACCAUGUUUUGUCAGAAACUGGCUUUCCAUCAGUUGCCAUACGACGCAAAUAUAAACACCUGCAAUCAUCAACAUUUUGUCUUUAGAGCUCCUUUUAGAAAUACAUUUCUUUUAUUCUUUUUUUUUUUUUUUUGCAUGCCUGCUCUUACGCGGAGCUGCCUUGUGUUCUUUUAUUUUGCAUAUUCUGAUUGCUGUAUGAUGGUAUUUAUCCAUUUUUGAGAGCGGUUUCAAGUUUUCUUUCUUUAAAUGGAAAAAAAAAAAGUUUAAAGUUUACUUCUCAGCCUAAUAAAAGAAAAAAAAAAGCCACAAAGUUCUCAUGCUUUGGGGAAUGUCACUUUCAUUGUCCCACUUCCUUUGGUGUGUAAACCUCUCGUUGAAUUUUACUUUACCCACUUCAACACAACAAAUGCAGAAAUGCCAUAUGAAAAAAAUAAACACCUGGGAGCAAUAGUUUUUUUUUUCUUUUCUAUUGAUAUAAAUAUACUAUAUAUAUAAUAUUACACAUGAGAUUGAACUACAUCCUUCUUCCUGUACUGUGUUACGUGAAAUGGCAGCUGUUUCAGUCGUGUGUUCUGCUGUAAUAUUCUACCAAGUUCCUUUCAAUGAGAAAUAAAAAAGGUUUUUGCUCAGGA
Molecule: messenger RNA, 3400 nt
Organism: Larimichthys crocea (large yellow croaker)
Lineage: Eukaryota; Metazoa; Chordata; Actinopteri; Sciaenidae
Gene: purba
Product: purine-rich element binding protein Ba
Exons: 1
Coding region: 63-1001 (312 amino acids)
Biological process (GO): regulation of transcription by RNA polymerase II
Cellular component (GO): nucleus
Molecular function (GO): purine-rich negative regulatory element binding; DNA-binding transcription factor activity, RNA polymerase II-specific; RNA polymerase II transcription regulatory region sequence-specific DNA binding
Source: RefSeq, a predicted model, not a curated record